GUGCUAUCGUAAUCCAGGGCCGGCUACAAUAAAUCUAGGAUUUGUGGUUGGUCAAUUAAAAAGACUAUCCGGAUUCCGGAAGCCACCGAGCCAGAGCCCAGGGACCAGAGACGGAGAUCGAGGCUGCGCCGCCGCCGCCACCGCAACUUGCUGAACUGCUCACUGCGUCGGUUGAUUCUUUAAUACGGAGUAUAUACUAUCGUAAUACAUAAAUUGGUAAUCCUAAGAGAUUAAGGAUUUGUGCUAUCGUAAUCCAGGGCCGGCUACAAUAAAUAUAGAUACUCCGAUUAGGAUCGCGCGCGCGCGGCAGCGAUGACGGACUUGUUGACUGAUUUUCAGUGGAGCGUGGAUAUAGAUACAAAAGAUGGUCCUGAUCUUCAAAGGUCUCUGGUGAGGAUAUAUCUUGAAGAAAGGGAUGCUUCGUUUGUUAGAACAUGGUGGGGGGAUUGGGAAGAAUGCGGCUGCAGGAAUGUGGAAGUUCUGUAUAGGAUUGAGGAGUUCGUUGACGUGAGCGGUGAAUGCGCGGAGACUAUUGACUUGGAGAAGAUCCUAUCUGAAGAGGAAGAGGAAGAAGAACUUAUGACUUUAUUUACAGAUAAGGUACUCUCCCCCUUCCAUCACAUUGUCUACGGAGAAAGGCUCAAGGUCAUCGCAAGUGAAAUAAUAAGGGGGUGUCGCGAUCGGCUUAUUCUUCUCACCAAUGACAACUCUAACUCAAAGGUGUACUCGAUCAGUGUGGCUUUAUCUUUACACCUUUUUGUAACUUUGGGAGUAGAGGCCUUGACCUGGUUUGAAGAUUGCCUUGUGCAGCUGUCCCCUGGUGUGCGUGAUUACGAUCGAUCAUCUCCAAUGCCUCUCCCGAGGAUGGUGCCAAAUGGUACAAAACUAAAAGAAGAACAAAAAACAUGUGUGAUUUGCUUUGGCAAGUACGAACCACAGUGCCCCGUGAUUCGCCUCCAAUGUCUGAAUGAGCUUCUCCCCUAUCCGGCCGAGGAGGAGCAUAGUCACAAGGUCGAGACUCCAGCAGCAGCAAUGUUGCUGCCAUGUGGCCACAUGUUCCAUGCAAAUUGCAUUGCAAGUUGGUUUUGUAUUUCAAAAGACGACCCCUACCAACUAUCCGGUAUCAAUACUUGCCCUCUAUGUAGAUUUCAGAUUCCUAGCCGUCAUUUCGUGCUUUCUCUUCAACAUUUCUUUCCUCUGCUCUAUUGUUAAAGCUAGUCAUGGUCAAUUGGUCAUGGGCUAACUCUUAGGUGGUACUCAACAAUGGAUGUUGAAUUGAAAGAACCAGGUCGGGCCACCAAGCCCAUAGUGUUUGUAUGUCUGUAAUAUUCCAGCCCGGCCAACAUUUUUAGUGUGCUGAGUUAAAAUUUGUUGCAAGCUAAGUCGUUUUUUUCAGAUUUACAUGUAAUUUAUUUACACGUUAGUUAUUAUUUUGAUCACAGUGGGCAGAUUUUUCCAUGUACAACAACCCAGCCACUUUUCUUCUCUUUCCCGGCCUUUUCAUAAUUGCUGCAGCAACCUCAUGAUGAUGAAUAUCAACAUCAUUUCACCAAAGGGACUCUCAUGUACUGGAACCUAAUGAUCAAACUAAUCAGUAAUCAUCAUGAUUAAUAUAUGCAAUGCAGG
This is a messenger RNA of Cuscuta europaea, 1626 nucleotides long. Lineage: Eukaryota; Viridiplantae; Streptophyta; Magnoliopsida; Solanales; Convolvulaceae. The record is from the annotation of a GenBank genome assembly.